UCUGUGUGACUGAAACCUGUGAGCAUUUCCCUCUGGACUGAUUUCCUCCUAGACUCAGAAGCGCGCGCGUUCACAUAGCAGAGCGCUUCCUCUUCUCGUGCUGGUGCCCGCCAGACAAGAACGAUAGAAAAUGGCGAGUCAGUGUAAAAGGCAGCAAUGCACAAUCGACAGGCGCGGCUUUCGGCAGGAACUUGACUCGUGGCGACACAAACUUAUUCACUGUGUAGGAUUUGAGAGCAUUCUCGAAGGUCUGUUUAGUCCAGAGCUGGUAGAAGACCUAAAAUUAUUUAAGGACUUUGAACCUACAGCAGUAUCUGACUGGUCAUUUGAUGAAAAUUGUCUAUUCUGCUGUUUGAGACGAGACAAAGUAAAGGAACACUUAAUUGGCUUAAGCAUCGAGGGGCUUGAAGAUACACCCAAACCUCUCCUGGUUAAAGAUCAGACCGCAAUCAGCAGACUAGAGAAACAAGCUGAGGAAUUUCUCAAUGCGGUCCUCUGCAGAAAAGAUGUGCCAAAUUUCUCGGACCCACACAUUCCAGUAGUGGCUCGAGAGAUCCUUCAGAGAAUGAUCCGACAGUUUGCUGCCGAAUAUACCUCAAAAACCAGCGCCCCUCAGGACAGUUGUUCAGAUUCCCAACCUCCCCCUGACCAAAGCCUCCCGACCCCACCCUUGCUCUCAGGGGCUCCACCUUCUACCAGCCCUGCUGCCACCCUGGUUGGGCCUGCACACAGUCAGAACCCCGUCCUCAGCAAGCUCCUCAUGGCUGACCAGGAUGCUCCUCUUGACCUCACCAUCAAGAAGCCCCUGGCUGUGCCUAGUGAUCAAGAUGGAGUUCUUGACUUGUCUAUCAAAAAGAGUCGCUAUAGCAGCAGCCUGCCUGUCCGUAGUCCCUGCCUUUCUCCAGCCACAUCCAUGCUCAAAGGUGAGUCUCCAGACUUGAGUAUUGCAAAGGCAAAAGACCUGCAGUCCACCUCAACACUGGAACAGUUCAUGGCAAAACUCUGCCCCCAUCAUCAGAGACAGAUUGUAGAUGCCAUAGGUUUUCUGCAGACGGAGGUCAAAGCACUGGCAUCUUCCAAUACACAGCAAGACUCUAACUCUACCUCUGGGAUCCAGGGAACUGCUUGUUCCACUGCAAAAUCCAGUGCAGUCACCCCUGAGAAGUCAUGCCCUGAGCUAAGGUUUCCCAAUGAAUUCACUCCCAAGUCAGAGAUCCAGGAGAUUUCCCAUUUUAUCCCAAGCAGCUGUGCAAUGAAAAAAAUUCCAGAGAAAACAUCUGUUACUGCUGGCCCUGCUCUGGAUCUUCGCAGCCCUGGGUCAGGGACUAACCAGGCUUUGGUCACCCUCACUGCUAAUCCAGUGGACACAGAGAACAACCCUCAUGGUGAUCAUGCACCUCUUAAGAUGAAAAUCAUGACCAGCAACGUUGCUGCUGGUAAGAAGUUGUCAUGUGUGCUCAACACCUCUCUUUCGUCUCACCCUGACAGUUUGGAGGACAGAGAGGGUAACUCAAAUUUAUUCAACAGAACAGAGACUCCUAGUGCUAGACUCAGCUCCUCUGUGAAAAGACACAAUCAGGCUAGUCACACGCAUCAGGCUAGGCAGAGAGAGAAUCUUGGGCAUGCCAAAGAUACACCAGCAAAAGUGUUUUCAGUUCACAUGACCAUUCCUUCAGACUCUCCACGGACUGCCAGGAAGACCAUCAGGGCAUCCUCUGAUCAUCGGAUCAGGGACUCUGCUUGUAGGGGAAUUGCUGACCCUGAUCUCGGCCACUGUGACAUUGUUUUUAUUGACAAACCAAUUACAGAGUGUUUUAAGGAACAGCAGCGCAGCAUGCUCCCACGCCGCAAUGCGAGAAAAAGCACCAGAGGACAUAUGUAUUCAGAUGAAAUCUGGGAAUUAAAAACUGUCCGUACAUUGGCUGGGAGGGGCAACUGUCCUAAUCCAAUGACAGAACUGAUCACAUUGGUCACCCCAAAACAAAUGCUUUCAAAGCCUGAAGGCGUACCACCUGUGGAUAUGCCUUUUGCUGUAGCAUGCAGGGAGACAAUGAAUCAGCAAAUGUCCACAGAAGAGACAGAUGAGAAUGUGAUACCAGGAACAGGAGAUAUGGUGGAGGAAGCAGCCAGUGAAGUAGAUGUUAUAGUUGAAACUAGUCAGACAGAUCAGUGUCAGAGCAAGGGGCAGUCUGUUCCACCAUCUCCGAUAAGGUCCCCAACAGAGAACAAAGAAACGGAUAGAAACACAGAUGUACAACAGGAUACAACUGCAGAUUCAGGGACGACAACAGGAAGCGAAGAAAGUGUUGCUCAGGCUCCAUUUGAAGCAGAAAAAAAUAACAAGCCUGAGCCUGAAGAGGACAUACGUGAAAGUACCGAGCAAAUAGUGGCAGAAACAGUAGUGGAACCAUUAGAGAAUAUUACCAUAGAAGAAGCUGAGUCCCAGCUUUCAUCAGAUGAACUGCUUAACAGUCAGCCUGUUCUCCAGCAGAAUAGCGCCCCAUCACCGGUGAAUCAAGUUGAGGAAGAGAGAGGGGAAAAUAAAAGGGAAGAAAUACAAGUUAAGCAACCUCAGGAACUUCAGCCAGAGACACAGAUGCACUAUGACAACUUUGAAGUGACAGAAAACUCCAACACCACAGGUUCAGCAGAGGAGCCGAUGGUGAAAGAGCCAGAAAUGAAAACAUCUGAAGCAGUUGAUAGUGUUAUGCUUUCAGAGACUGAAGACGAUGAUAAUGACUGUGACUUGUCCUCAAAGUCACUUGAUGCGCUCUUAAAGGAAUUACCCCCUUGGCGUAGAAAAAGAGGUACAGUAGUUUCGCUGCCAAAGCGGUUAAGACGAACAGAAGCAGUGGUAGUGGGUUAUGUAAAUGGUAGACCCAUAUCAGCCUCUGACAGAAGUCUGCGUCGUAGAUCAAGUAACAGCACCACGUCACCUAAUAACACCCCAGUGAAAUCCAGUCAGAAUGUACUGAACAAGAAUCCUCUUGAUUCAGCUGUUGAUUCAACUUUUGAAAACACAAAUUUGGAGAAACAUCCACCUGAAACACACAUACCUGUAAAAUCAAUUGAGACUACUCCUGUGAUUCAGCAGGUGAAUGAACUAUCUUCUCCCACACCAUCAAGCCCAGCAUCUAAAUUUCCCACAAGGACCAAACAAAUCCAGAAACAAAAGAGAGUUCAGAGAGAUCGGGAUGUUUUGCCUGUCCUCUCUGAUCAGCCUGUUGAUCAUCCUCAGAGUACUGAGUCCAAACGGCAACUUAGAUCAGCUGGCCAGAGGCCAGCUGGAACUCCAGUAUCACCGCCCACUUCAAAUGCUAUCACUUCCAUUUCAUCUCCAAAACCUACUGCUACCCAUGCUGUUCCAGCUACAGGGCACCUCCCCUCCCUCCUCUUUCUUUCUCCACUUCCUGUUACUUCUACUCCUCUAAUCAAGUCAUCUCCCCCUGCAGCAUCUGAACAGUCCCAACAGAACACAGUCUCAGAGACAACUGUGGAGUUAAACAUUGAAAAAACUCAGCCAGUAAAGACAACUGAAGAAAUACAAAAAGGCGAAAGUAGAUUGCAGGCCGAACAGAUACUAAGGUCUGCAAAGGCUGGAGGAGACGACAGUGAGAAUGAGAAACAGCAACUUAGCGAUGAGGAAUCAAGUCUAUUAGAAAAACAAAGUCCUGUAAAGACUGAAAUGCAAACACAGAGUAUCCCAUUAAGAAGUAAGCGGGUUCUCCGAAAGGAGGCAGAACCAGGUGAUGUUGCUUUGUCGCAGAAGCCAAAUGUAGCAUCUUUAGGAGACAGGUCUGCAAGUGGAGAUGAUAACAGUUCUUCCAUAUCAGACAAACCCACAAGAAUGCCAUUAAGGAGUGAGAGCAGUAAGCCUGAAAUGUCCCACCAGUCUGUUACUCAGUCAACACCAGUGGACAGCAAGAAAUUAGCAUUGAGAUCACAAAGAUUGGCUGCACCAUCUACCAGUGCUCUUUCUGUAGCUGGAAGACAGAGUGACGUAGCUUCCCCUAUCAGAGUAAUGCCAGAAAGAAUAACUAAAGCUCAGGUGAAGCCCCCUCCAGUGUCUGUUGCAUCUGUGUUGCCCCACUGUUCAGCCAUCCCUGUCAUUACACCAAGACCUGAGCCCACAAAACAAACUAACAAAUUCUUUGAGACUCUGACUGGAGAAGAAAACCAACACCUUAUUACAAAUCUGAACAUUAAGUAUGAUAAAAUGCAAAAAGGUUGGGUGCAAAUGGACAAAGAGGGUCAGCCAGUGACAAAAUACAAAAACAAAGCAGACAGACAGGCAGCUAUAUGGAAAAGUAAACGCAGGGCACGGAAAACAAAGUCUUUAGAGCACCAGAAAUACUCACCAGUCCAAAUGCUCUUUAUGAAAGGUUUUAAUCUGACCAGUAUUUGUCGUUGGUUCCUUGAAACAACAGAAACAAAGUCCCUCGUCAUUGUCAAGAAAGUGAAUACACGUCUUCCAUCAGAAACUCAGCUGUGCUUCCACAGCUCGUCUAGUGCUUCAGGGACGUCUCAGGGGGUAUUUCCAAGCCUACAGGCAGAGCGCUUAAAAAAACAUUUGAAGAAGUUUGCCAUCGCCUCUCCUGUAAAGAGCAACUCCAAGAGUCAGAAACUGAUUGCUAAAGCACUGGAGCAAGAGGCAAAUGCAGUCAAAGGGAAAGAGAGAAGAGAGCUUUCCAGUACUACUCAGACUUUGACUAAGUCACACUCCUCUGCUGAAGCCCGUGUACAGAUAGUUGAAUCCCAGAAAUCCUCUGGUAAAUCAAAGAAUCCAGCAAGUGCAAGGAUCUUGAGGAAAUACUCUAAUAUCCGAGAGAAGAUGCAGGUUCAGCAAACCAAUGUUAGACUGAAAGAGGCCUCAAAAACCUUAAGAACCAACAGUAUGAAAAGACUGGCCAACACAAAGUCUGCUGCUAAGUCAAAUCUGAAACCAUCUCUGAAGACAGAGAAAUCACCCCUAAUGGUCAGUAAACAAAUGAGAGAGUCUGCAGCAAAAAUGGAAAGAAGGAAAAUAUUGGCUGGCAAAAAAACUACAAAGCAUCCUGUUCAAGAGAGGGCAGUCAAGGCUCAGGGCAUUAGUAGACCUUCAAGAGAUACAACUAAAAAAGAAUUGCCAAAGAGAUGCUCUCAACGACUAGGUUCUCCUAAAACAUCUGAGCAUAACCCUGUCGACACAGCUAAAAGCAAGGUCGACAAUAAAAAACAAAUUGAAGCGGAGAAAGUAGAGGUAGAAAAACCUGCUGUGAAUAAAGUGAAUGUUGCAAAAAUCCAGACAAAGGAAUCAACACAAAGUACAGCGUCUGAAAUCAAAGGUACCGAGAAUGUUGUUGAAACCCCACAGCAGAGCAUGGAUGUCAAGGUUCCGACCUCACCUGACCAGGUAUUAACAAGAUCCCAGAGAAAAAUGGAGGCGGCAGGCCCUUUGAGUGGGAGCCCCAGUCAUGGUUCAAAGAGGGCCACAAAGUCCAUGAAAAUAAAAAAUGCAUCUCCUAAAUCAGUCCGGAAAGCUGAGGAACCCACGCUGACAAGAAGAGGGGCUUUAAAGUCAUCUGCAAAGAGAAGUCGACCAGCCUCGUUGCCACGCAGUGCGUCAAAAUCGGCAACCAAGAGAGGUCAGAAGCUUACAGAGACCCCGGCUAAGCGCACCAGGACAUCACUCUCAAAAUAAAAUGGAUCUGCAGAGAGAGAUCAUCUUUCUUUAGAGGAUUUUGUGAUUUUUUUUUUUUUUUUUUUUUUUUUUUUUUUUUAAUCUGGAAUAUAUUCAGAAGGACCAGAAGUAUCUAUUUUCUACUCUCACCAAAUUCUUCAGAGGAUACCUUUUUCAAUAGGCAAAUAUGUGAAGAAGGAACAGAUUUUGAAAUUCAUUUAUGCUUUUGUAAAGCUUCAGUGUGAAAAAUGCAAAUGUGAUGGAUUAUUUGCUGAGCAUUAGCUAUAUGUUCAGGGACUACAGACAAGUCCUACAUGAUGUCUAGCAGAUGUAGUUGCUGUUUGGCUUUAUGUUUCAGCACUCUAUGACACGGCUGGAGAUAACAAGAGCCUAUCAAACCUCAUUUUAAAAGUUGGGAUAACAAACACCAAGCUUUGAUAUAGUUGUCAAGGUGAUGUUAAUUCAUUCACCAUCCUGUUUUUGUUUCUUUUUUUUUUUUUUUUUAGAUAGCAUGCACUGCAUUUACUGUUCAGAGAGCUUGCUAUGAGAAGGGAGAUCAGCUUUUGAAUUCAGUUUUUACUUACAGUAAGUAGGCAGCUUAUAUCUCCAGCCUGUCUUCCAAUCGCAACAUUGUGAAUAUGUGACUGUUGUGACCAGGUGCCUUAUUUAUGAAGUAAUAGAAUGUGUAAAAUGUGAAAACUCCUGUCCUUUAGUUAUAACAUCUUUCAAUUCCUGGAGAGGCAGUUGAUAUUCAUUUGCUUCACGAAAUGUGUGCACAAGUGUGUGUUUCCUUUCCACACAGUAUGUCUUGUGCUGCUUCUGUAAAUUCUUAUGUUGACUUGAGGCAUUCAGAUUUUCUGAUUUACUCUCACGUGACAGGUUUAUUUUCAUAUGCCCAUUUUCCCAAGCAUUAACAUAAAAUUGUUCUUAUUAUAGUUGUAUUAGAUGUUUAAAGCAAAUACAAGUCUGAAUUGUUAAAACAGACAGGUAUGUGUCAUGGCAAAAGUUUGUAUUUUUUUAUGUUUUGGGUCAGUUUUCAUUACAGUGUACCUCUGCAGUCACUGACCUUUGCAGCCAUUGUUCUCUGAUCAUAAUAGUGACUUCACUUUGAGUAUUUUACCUGCUUCUGCAUGUGUUAAGUCUUGUUAAUGUGGAGAGCUGUUGCCUUCCUAGAACUAUAUUUAUGCCCCUGAUAUUUGAAUACUAACCCCAUUCAAGACUAUGUAUGCACAUUUAGUGUCUUUCAAAAAUAUGUACUGGAAAACCAUCUGAAAUGACUUUGGGAUAUUGGCUUGUGUAUCACUUUGUCAACAAUAUUUCCAAACAGCAAAGGCCUAAAAAGUAUGUAUAUUUGGUUGGUUAAUAUGAAUGGAGUUUAUGGCCUCUUUAGCAUUAAUGGCUCAUUGCAGGGUGAUAAAUUCUUUCCCUGAUUAUUCACAAGUUGGAUAUGAAGUUUUUGGGGUAGUCUAGUCACACUUCUGAGUUGUGUAUCCAAGUAUGUUGCAGUUUUAUUAUGUUAUAAUUUUUUUAUUGUCAUUGACUGUCAGGCAGAUGUUCUCGUGUGAAGUUUCUUAACUUCCACAGUAGUAACUUACAUUAGUGUAUUGUCAAUUGUCAUUUUUAGCACAGUGUUAUUUUUUUAUUACGGUCAUUUCUCUUUAGAGGGUAAAUCAUCUGUAAAUGUAAAACAUGUCUGUCAUGUUUUUAUUGUUAUUUAAGAACUCCAUGUAGGCUAAUGAAUUCAGCAAAUCUAAAACAGCCCACCAAAUAUCUGACUUGAACAUGUUUAUUCUUUACAGUUGCUAUUUAAAGAUUUUGAUUUUGUAUAUUAGAAAGAAAUAACUGCUUUAUUUGUGGUAAUCUCAAGAAUGAUACAUCUUUAUGUUAAGAACUUUGUAUUUUUGCUGGAGUUGAUAUAAAGAUGUUUGAAUUUUA
Messenger RNA from Siniperca chuatsi (mandarin fish), 7594 nucleotides. Its product is annotated as ligand-dependent corepressor. The coding region runs from base 131 to 5680 and encodes 1849 amino acids. Gene Ontology annotation, cellular component: nucleus. The transcript has 7 exons. Gene Ontology annotation, biological process: regulation of transcription by RNA polymerase II. Gene Ontology annotation, molecular function: DNA binding. Lineage: Eukaryota; Metazoa; Chordata; Actinopteri; Centrarchiformes; Sinipercidae. The record is from RefSeq and is a predicted model, not a curated record.